Silurus meridionalis is the source of this 6266-nucleotide messenger RNA. RefSeq lists its product as uncharacterized. Gene Ontology annotation, molecular function: TFIIIC-class transcription factor complex binding. Gene Ontology annotation, biological process: RNA polymerase III preinitiation complex assembly. Gene Ontology annotation, cellular component: transcription factor TFIIIB complex. The record is from RefSeq and is a predicted model, not a curated record. The transcript is spliced from 28 exons. Lineage: Eukaryota; Metazoa; Chordata; Actinopteri; Siluriformes; Siluridae. The coding region runs from base 132 to 4424 and encodes 1430 amino acids.
AAACCGGAAAUGACGUAUCCAAACACCGGUUUCCGUCACUGCUGUCGAAAAGUGCUGUAAUCCUCAUGCUUUUUUCCAAAUCUGUCAUAACAUGGAUAUAACAGAAUUACAUUUAUUAUAAACAGGUAAAGAUGAUUCGCAGGUCGAGGAUCAGCGUGCGGCCCAACGUGAAGCCGGUGGGCAGAUCGGCAGCAACGUCUCGGGAAACUCCCCAGGAAAGCGAGACUCCCGUUGAGGUCAGUAAUGAUGCAGGGGUCAAAGCUGGAGGUCAGAAGGUCGCCCCAGAGGUCAAAGCCGAUUGUACUGUUCUGGCUGCGGAGACGAGCGAAAACGCAGGAAGCCAGAACGGGGAUGCGACCGACCAAUCAGAUCUCAGUGUGACUGCAGCGGACGUGUCAGACCAAAGAGCAUCCGCUGUAUCUUUAUCUACGAGAAGAAAACGUUUUAGUGUCCUGCCCAACCUCAGUAAACCCAGAAGUACUCCAUCCUCCUCCCUCACCUCCUCUAAGCACUCUAAAUCUCCAGUUGGACCUAAAUCUACCCCUGAAAUACCUCCUGUUUCCCUUCUCAAUUCUCUUGAUGAUAAUCAGGAAUCUGCACCAGAACUGCUUUCUGUCUCCACCAAAUCACUUCGAUCUCCUGCCCCUAAACUGCCCUCUUCAACCAGCAACAAAACUUCAAGGUCCUCUACAUUUAUCAAUCAGGCUGUAAAUACUACAGAACCUACCCCUGAGAAAACCUUAUCUGCCCCAGAAUGUACCCCAGAGCUGCCCCCUGGUCCUAUCGCCAAAUCAGAAGGCAAACCAAAGCGGAAGAAACCCAAACCUGUAACUCCGACUCAGGACAGCGUAGAAACAUCACCAGCCAAUCAGGAUCCAGCAGAAUCCUCUCAGUCUGAUCCAGCAACUGUUUCCAAGUCACAGAAUGAACCUAUCAUCCAGGAUGGAAGUGACUUGAAGUCUUCAGGGAGCAGUAAGAAGCCCGAGCAGCACGUCCCCCAGGCCCUGAGGACCCUGAACGACCCAGCGGACCGCCUCAGGUUAGCGAGGGCCAAAAAACUCCGAGAGCUUCUCAAGAAAGAGAUGAAUAAACAAAAGCAGAAGGAAAAGCCCCAGAGACCACAGACUGGAGGGAGUGAAAUAAAAAGCACAAAAGAUCACACUAAAAUGACCAUGAGAGACCUCAUCUACUACCUUCCAUCUACUAACCCAAUGAAGUCGCACACUGAAGACGAGCAGAGAGCCGAGACGGAUUUUUCUUCUUCUCCAAAAGCAGUUUCAGCUGUACAGUGCACAACAGAACAGAAUGCAGCGGAGCAGGAGGAAGACGAGGAGCAAGGAGGAGAGGAGGAGGAACCUAUGCUGGCUCCGAGAGUGAAGGUCGCAGAGGAUGGAUCUCUCAUCAUAGAUGAGGAAAGUUUAACUGUACGGGUGCAGAGGAUGAAGGGACCGAAUCCGGUGGAGGACAGAGAUCCAAUAUUCGAGCGUGGCUCCACCACCACCUACUCCAGCUUCAGGAAAGGCACUUACACGAAACCCUGGUCCAACCGAGAGACGGACAUGUUCUUCUUGGCCAUCAGCAUGGUGGGGACGGACUUCUCCAUGAUCGGGCAGCUCUUUCCACAUCGCGCUCGAGUAGAGAUUAAGAACAAGUUUAAAAAGGAGGAAAGAGCAAACUCCUGGAGAAUAGACAAAGCAUUCAAGGAGAAACGGCGCCUGGAUCUCGAUUUCUUCAACAAGCUCCUGGCGCAGAUCCUCAAAGACGAAGAAGAGAGACGCAAGAAGAAGAAGCGCACCUCUCAAAUGGACAAAAAGGUUCCCUGCCGGAGACCAGGAGAGAGGAAGAGGAAGAUCUAUUCAUCAGACUCCGAGGAGGAUGGGAGCUCAGGUAGCGACACAAUUGAUGGAGAGAAAGAGAAAGAAAAUGUGUGUGAUGAUGGAGGGAGCAGUGCUGCUUCGAAAAAAAAGAGAGCAGGAGCGUCACAGAGGAGAAGUAAACAUGCAAACCAAUCAGCUGAAGAUGAAGUAGAGGAGGAGGCUGAGAAAAUCACUAAUGAAGAGCCGUCAGCUGUUAUUGAGUUGAACUCAGCAGAAGAGGACACAGAGAGUUUUGGUUUUAAACCAGUGCAGAGAUGGAGGAAAAAAAGCCCUGUGUUGCAGAGAAAAGCUGAGGACACACACACCUCAGGCAGGGAGAAGAACACCAAGGAGUCUGACUCAGACACUCCUUCAGCCUCGGUGUGGGAGAGGAAGAGACACACUGCUGAUGUCAUUUUCGGUGGCUUGCAGGAUUCUGAGGACGAGGAAGAGCCUGAUCUCACCACCAUUCAGGAGCACAUCCUCAACAAGCCCACGAGGUCGGGUCGGAUCCCCAAACUCUCUCAGCACAUGAUCCGUGCAACAGCAGAUGAAGAGGAUGAUGAGGAAGAGGAGCAGCUCCCUCCUCUCCCUCAUCCACCUGACGUUUGGUGUCGGGGCUCUCAGCGUAACGUGGGCAGAUCGGUGCAUGUCCCACGCAGGGGUAAAUCCAGACUGGUUACGUUGCGUGCCUCUCCGACUGAGGAUGAAGAGGAGGAAUACGGAACAUAUCAGGAUGAAGAAAACGAUUUCACCAACGUGGAGGAGGAAAACCAGGCCUUCGUGCCUAUGGGACUGCGCUCUGUCACUGUGGUCCAGGCUGAUGUGGAGGAAACCAUGGAGGAGCUGGACAUCUCAGUAAACGUUCCUGACAUCUUGGGAAUUUCCCAGAAUGCCGUGUGUCCUGAGUCGUCCUGUGAGAGGGCGUUGGCCCCCAUGGGCUCUGUCCCCUGCGAGCAUCAGCUCAACCUGCUCGUCGAUGUGAUUGAAUUUCUGACUCCGGACCACAUGGAAGUGUCUGAAGAAGCAGCGAGGACUCUGCUGACCAUCGGGCAUUCUGCUCACAUCACCCAGUCUGGAGAACCAUCCAGUACAGGUGAAAUCAUCAUUGUCGAAAAUUCAUUAAACCAUGUCCAUGAAGAAGUUCUUGUGGAAACGAUGGAUCAAUCCCAGACUGAGUUUGAACCUUGUGUUGUGACCUCUGACCCUGCCUCAGAAACCGAUCUAGUCAUUACAGCAGAUAAAACUAUAACGCAGAGUCCUUCACAUGACUCCGCCUCUACGGCAGAACCAAUCAGCUCUCAGGAAAGUUCAGACCCCUCUAUUGAAAUCCAACCAGAAACUUCAAGCAUCAGCGCUCCAGAACCAACAUCUUCAAAGACACAGAGGAACCUUCUGCCCAAACACAAAUCCAACAUGAGAAAAGUCUCCAGAACCACACUAAAGGAACCUGCAGAAGCACUCGCCAGUUCUUCAGAAAAAAUCAGCGCUCCAGUGAAGGGUGAUGAAGAAGCAGUGGAGUCCCACUUAUCAACUCCUAAGGCACCUUCUCAUCCAGAACCUGAGGAACACCUCUCAGAAAUCAGUGAAGAACAAGAAAAAUACAGAAGAGAAGAUUGUAGCUCUGUAGUGUCACUAGAGAAAAAGAUAGAGGAUGGAGUAAUGGGGGAAGAAACGCAAGAAGCGCACAGUGAGUCUAUCCCAAGUUCUUCAGGUUCUGAGUGCUCUGUAAAACCCUCUCAGUCGGUCAGAAGGUGUCGAGGGCCCAAACCCAAACCUAACCUGGUGCGGAGUGUCAGAACCACACACACUGUUACACACAUAACUCAGAACCUUCCAGCAGUUCCCAAUGAGAAACCCGCUCCUGUAAAUGCUUGUACUGAUAUUUGGCAGCCAGAGGAGGGCGCUCACGUCAUCUGUGAGCCGAAAGGAGAAACUCCAACAGACCCUGUAACGGUGAUUCCUGAGGCCGAUCCCGAGGAACUUCCUCCAUCUGCCUGUGAGCCGGUGUUUAUUCUCUCUCUUACAGAGGUCCUGCCCGCUCUUACAGAAGGGGCGGGGCUUGUGGCUGACCCUCUUCCACUUUCUGCAGCACCAGGAUCGCUCUCUGAACCAAUCAGAGCCACUGAAACCCCCACCGCUGAUGUGGAAGGUACAGGUCCAGCCGGAGAUCAGGUUUUUUCUCAGCUCCUCACCGAUCCAUUGAUUCCAGUCUCCGAGGAGCGAGAGACUGAGAAUAGAGAAAACGAGUCAAGAAGAGGGAAGAAGAAGCAAAGCUCCAGCCAAGCCAGAAGAGGAGAACAUUCUCCUUCAAUGCAGAAAAGUUCUGCUCCAGAGGAACCUGAUGAACCAGCUGUGGAACCAUCAUCAUCAUCAUCAUCAAUUUAUAAGCCUGAGGAGAACAUCAAGGAGACAGAACUUCCAGCCAAGAGAGCAAACUUUCUGAAAGUAGCAGAAGAGGAAAACUACAGAUCAAACCAAAACAAACUCCGAAAAAACCCCGCUGUGUACUUUCAUCUUCGGAUGAGACGGCAUCAGUACCCGCUUCCUCACGCGAGAUGGCGUUAGAAGACAUGGAACCACGGCCGCUCGAAUCAAAACACCUUUUAACAGAAGCUCCAUCAUCACACAGUUUGGAUGAAAGUAGCAAAGCUUCCACUGCUGCAACAACGUUGCAUCCACAUGUCAGAGCAGAGGCUCCGCCCCCUCAGAUGCCGUCGUCUUCUCAAGGCAUUGUAGAAAAUAUCAGGAAUCCACACACUGGCCCUGUGGAGACUUGUGGGGUGCAUGUGGGGGUGGAGUCACAACCUGUCCAACAAAACACACACCAGGCUUCUACUGGACCUCUGAUGAGACCCGGAAGGAGACCCAAAGGCUUCCUGUCCUUCAUGUCCAGUACGAGCGUGCAGAGACCCUCAGAGUCUUCACGGGUUCCUCAGAAACCCGCCAUCAUUAAGUCUUGUGCGGGGCGGAGACGAGCCGCACUGAGCACCUCAGCUCCGCCUCCAACUUCAUCCCUACAGAUGAGCUCAGAGCCUCAGGCCGAGACUUCAAACGCAGGAGGAGAAAAUCAAGAGCCCACGAGUGUCUCGGCAUUCUUCUUUAACGACAUCUUCACCGUGGUGGACGAACAGGGAGAAACCUGAGGACACGUUACAUUAGGAAUAACAUCAGCGAUCACAUGAUCAGCGAAAACACCAAUCAGCAUGUAAUCUGGCGGUCAGAGGAUUUGCCAUUCUUCGUUUUUACCUCGAAAUUCUACAAAGCACUGAAAGUGUGUCCUUUUAUUUCAGCAGAUUCUUGGUUUUGGGUUUUGGUUUUGCUGUGAUCAUCACCACAUCCCUGAAUUUCAUUAUCGCAGCUUCAUUACCCACGAUUCCUAAACAUCUCAACGAUGUGUGGCCUGCAACAUUUCUUCUAGUUAUAAACAUUAAUAGAAAUUUCAAAUAUACGAAAACAGGAACAUCUGGAGAGACAGUUUCUAUAGUAACAGCCUGAUCACAGGGAUUUUUCUUUCCUUUUUCUCCUUUCCUCAUUUCUUCUUUCCUUCCUUCCUUCUUUCCUUCCUUCCUUUUAUCCUUCCUUCUUUUCUUCUUUCCUUCUUUUCUUCCUUCCUUUCCUCCUAUAUAACUGACAGCAUUGCAAUAUUUGUAAUCUGUAAACUUUGAGUUUCUGGAAUUUAUUGGUGUGUGUGUUUUUUUUUUUUUAUCAGAGAAAGUGAUGAAGACUUAAUUCUUUACUGCGUGACGAGUGAUCUACACUUCAGCCCACGUCGUGUUUGGGGUUUUGUUGGAACCACAAGGUCUCCUGAUGCUCUCAGGCUUCUUAACUAGAACACUGAGAUUUUCUGGUUUUUAAGUAUUUUAGGUUGCACCACUGUCUGGCUCGACACAUCUGGAGUAAAUACGAGGUGGAAUCAAAAAGUUUCGAGACGAGCUCUGUUUUUAAGAAAGUGUGGGAACGUAGAUAAAUAAAGUACUUUAACCUUCAAAAUAGUUCCCUUCCACAGUAAUCCAGUGCUCCAUCAAAACACAGAGCUGGAUCUUCAUCUUCGGGAGAGGGCGAAGUCCACAGGAGCCGAAUCUGGAGAGUAGUGUGGGUGCGGAAAUGAGAUCAUGUUGUUUCCUGUAUGAGAAGGAGCUCGGUGACAGAGUGCACACCAGGUCAGAACAGCAGACGUGGUAACAGCACCAGUUGCACGGCUCUCGAUGUACACAGCAUGAUGUCUCUUGUCACACUGACUUAUGAAGGUCGGUGCUCCCUGUGACUGUGCGUGCAGCCUUGUGCUGCCAUCUGUUGGCGUGUAACGAAACUAGACUUGAAACCUUUUAAAUAGCAUGUUGUACAGUGCUGUACGUUUCUCCUCCAGAAUGUAAAUAUGUUAAUAAACUUUUAUUUGAUUUGAUUUGA